AUGGCUGAAAAUGUGAUAACGACAAAUGAUUCAUCAAAAUCAACAUCGAAUCAAAUUGUUGAAAACUUUAUUUUCGUUUGGUUAAACUCCGGUUGCGAUGAACCGCAUGAGAAAAAUCAACAGUUUAUUUCUAAACUCGAAACUAUUAUUAAUUCAAUUGAAAAGUUUACCGACAUCGAUCAAUGCAUCGAACUUUUAGCGAAAAUUAAAGAUGAAAAAAUAUUUUUAUUCAUUUCCGAUUCACUUGGUCGAAAACUUCUUCCAUUAAUUCAACAAUAUACUCAAAUUUAUUCAAUUUACACCACCUUCAAGCAACAACUAUGGAUGCAACAGUAUGACAAUAUAAAAAAUGUUUCCUCUCUAGAUGAACUUCUCGAUAAAAUACAAGAAGACAUUCGUCAAUUAAAUAAUGAUUUAAUAUCUAUGAGUAUCAUUCCACAAUCAUCUAAUACUGAUCUAAAUCGACUUGAACCAUCAUUCAUGUAUUUUCAAUUGCUGAAAGAAAAUCUUUUUGUAUUACAAUACGAUCAACAUGCAUUUGAUGAAUUAAUAACAUAUUGUCGUACAAUAUAUCAUAAUAAGAAAGAAGAAUUAAAUAAUAUCGAUAAAUUUCAAAAAAACUAUGAUAAAAAUAAAGCAAUUAAAUGGUAUACUGAUGAAUGCUUUGUAUACCAUGUGCUGAAUAAAGCUUUACGCAUAUUUGAUAUUGAAACUAUUAUGAAGUUUAGCUUUGUUCUUCGGGAUAUUCACUGCCAAAUUGAAGAACGUCAUAUUGA
Molecule: messenger RNA, 776 nt
Organism: Rotaria sp. Silwood2
Lineage: Eukaryota; Metazoa; Rotifera; Eurotatoria; Philodinida; Philodinidae
Source: the annotation of a GenBank genome assembly